CAGCCACGUCUGAGCCGCCAGCGGGGCCGCACGGGCGCGCCAUGGCCCGGCCCGCGCCAGUGGUCUACCUCACCCGGGUGCAGUGCUUCAGCGCCUGUCACCGCCUGCACAGUUGUGCGUUAUCGGAUGAAGAUAACAAGUCGAUAUUUGGCAAAUGCAACAACGCGAAUGGCCAUGGCCACAACUAUACAGUGGAGACCACUGUGCGUGGGCGUGUCCACCCCGUGACCGGCAUGGUGGUCAACAUAUCCGACAUGAAGUUAUGGAUCGAGGAGGCCAUUAUGGACGUCAUGGACCACAAGAACAUCGAUCAGGACGUGCCGUACUUCAGAGAGACAGUGUCCACGGCGGAGAACAUCGCCGUCUUCAUCUGGGAGAGCAUGCAGAAGCACCUGCCGGACGGGGUCGCCAUGCACGAGAUCAAGCUGUUCGAGACGGACAAGAACGUGGCCGUGUUCCGCGGCGAAUACCUGUGAUUCCGCCCCGCGGCGCCCUCCGGCGUACGGUGCGGCGUUCGCGGCGCGCCUGACCGCAUGCCGCUGACUCAGCGGCGCCGGCGCGAGUGGGUACGCUCUGGGAGCGGGGUGUGUUCACGCCCGCUCCGCCCGGUACCGGCCUGCGAAAACGCGAGGGCGCGAGGCACGGACCCUGCGGAAUGCUUCACCUUCGAAGGCUUGUCGUGCUCUCAUGGCGUAUUUAGAGAACUUGUCACAGUGUCGUGCGUGCCCGCAAGCCCAAGCGGUGCAUGGGCUUGUGAUAGACACAGCUGACAACUAUAUAUUGGGGCCAGAUGUCUCUCAGCGGCUGCUCAGGGUACUCGUGUCACACUUGUCAGCUUCUACAGGCGCUCUGUAAUCCAGCUUUGCUGUCGCGCCCCCUGAUGUCGGACGGCUGUUGGUGGGACCGCAUGACGCAUAUCCGUGGCCAGGGAGGUCAUAAAAACAAACAAAUCA
Molecule: messenger RNA, 953 nt
Organism: Pollicipes pollicipes
Lineage: Eukaryota; Metazoa; Arthropoda; Thecostraca; Pollicipedomorpha; Pollicipedidae
Gene: pr
Product: 6-pyruvoyl tetrahydrobiopterin synthase purple
Exons: 4
Coding region: 42-476 (144 amino acids)
Biological process (GO): tetrahydrobiopterin biosynthetic process
Cellular component (GO): mitochondrion
Molecular function (GO): 6-pyruvoyltetrahydropterin synthase activity
Source: RefSeq, a predicted model, not a curated record